UGCCCCGCGGCAACAUGGCCGCCUGAGCCCAGCGCGCGCGGGGCUGGGCUGAGCGGGGGCAAAGUUUGGGGUGGGUCCGACGCGGAGCCCAACCGGGCCGGAACCGGCCGCAAAGUCCCCGCGAGCCCGGGCGGGAGCGGGGCCCAGCCGCGGGUAGGGCAGGGAGCUCCGCCAGGAUCAGAACUAAUUCAGAGACAGCUGAACAAAAGGGAUUACUCAGGAGGAAGAGGUGAAUCCUCUGGAUACGAACACUGCAGGGCAGUUUAUCCAGGUCAUUCUGGAUCCUAGCCCUACCUACCCUCCGGAGUCUGCAUCUCUACCCAACCUGGUGUCAUCUGCUAAUUUGUGAAGCAUGCAGACAGUCCCGUCAUCCAUUAAUGAAGAUGUUGUAUGAUUCUGGACCCAGGACAAACUCCUGGGGAACCCCACUUGAUACCUUCUCCCAACUCGAUACAGAGCCAUUGAGGACUACUCAUUGGGCAUAAUGAUCCGAACGCUUAUGUAUCUACUUUUAUAGUACUGUCAUCUAGUCUGUACUUCCUUAGCUUAUGAAUGUCAUGGGAAACAGUGUUAAAAGCCUUGCUAAAGUCAAGAUGCAUCACAUCCAGUGCUCUCCCACUAUACACAGAGCCUAUCACCUUAUCGUAGAAGAAGAUCAAGUUGGUCAGGCAUGACUUGCUCUCGGUGAAUCCAUUCUGGCUGUUCGUAGGAAGAGUUGCCUAGAUCAGAGCUGUGUGACUGGUGGCCCAUGAGUUGCAUAUGGUCUGUGGAGAUUAACAUGCAGCCCCCAGGCUCCCACCUGACUGCUGCUGCCCCAGCAUUUCAACGGCUUAAGUGGCCAAACAGCCUCUCCUUCCUCUUGUUUCUGCUUCCUGCCUCCAUUCCCGGGGGCAGGAUGUGGUGAGGCCAGGCAGCAGAGGUGCUGUAUGUAUGGUUAGGGGGAAUUUGGGCUGCCCAUGGUGCAAGAGAGAAGCUGCAUGCAUAUAGCUGAGAGUGAGUCUACACUGCUCAUUGUCUGCACAGUAUGAGAGGGCCAGGCUGUCUGGGCUGGGUGUGAGGUGGGAGGGCCCUGAGGGUCUACGGCAUGUGGGCCCCUGGCCUUUCAGAAGUUGGACAGCACUGGCAUAAAUUACAGGAUUUGCGGCAUGUGGCCUUGCUUAUGUGUGCUUUUAAAAAGUGGAGCAAAGACUAGCAGCUGCAUAAUGGUAGAAUAAGCAGGGUCCAUGAAAACAGGAUCAUCUGCUUUACUCAGUAGUCCUAGAUACUUCUUCAUUUAAAGAGGACUUUGUGCUUGUGAGGCCAGGAGGUUGACCUGCAUUCUACAGAGGGGUUCAGCCUGGGAACCCUGAGAUGAGCCCUUCAGCUGUAAUCUAUCUUGCUGUCUCAUAAGGAAAGGAUAUUUAAGGUUGAUGUGAGAAUUCCAUGCAUUGCAACACUUACUGUUGUUUCAUGGAACAAUUUCCAGGCUAGGAUCACAACUAAUCUCCCUGUUUCUUCCCUUGCAGCUGAGGGCUGGCUGCUGCAUCAGGAAGUGUGAUAAGAACUGUGCAGUGCUGGUCCAUUUCCCUCUGCCUCUCUUGUUCGUGGGCAAGAGUGCUGUGUACAGGCACAACUUGGGAAAUCAGCUCUGGGAUGGGUGUGGAGCAAGGGAAGGAUUUACAGAGAGUCGUCGGCCAGAUGCUGCUAGAUGCCGGCAGGCGAAAAGUAGACUUGCAGACAGGAGGACACCGAUGUUUGGAACAUCCGAGUGAGGCUUUGAAUUGGAGCCCAGGCUGGUGACCUGUUGGCCCCCCAAGCAGAAGGGAGGAUGUCAAGCACAGCUCCUUCCAAGAAGCCUUACCGCAAGGCACCGCCGCAGCACCGGGAGGUCCGCCAUGAUGUGCCCAUUCUCCGAGAAGACCAGGACGGCGUGAUUUUGGCUGAACAGAGUCAGGAGCCCUUGACGGACGCAGAAAGGAUGAAGCUCCUGCAGCAUGAGAAUGAGGAGCUGCGUCGGCGGCUGGCUUAUGUCACCAGCAAGAUGGAGGCAAUGGAGAGGGAGCUGGAGUCUGGCCAGGACUACCUGGAGAUGGAGUUGGGCCAGAACCGUGAAGAGCUGGAGAAGUUCAAGGACAAGUUCCGUAGGCUACAGAACAGUUACACUGCUUCCCAGAGAACCAAUCAGGACCUGGAGGAGAAGCUGCAUACCCUGGCCUCUCUCAGCCAAAGCUGGAUCUUUGCAAUUAAAAAGGCAGAGAUGGACCGGAAGACGCUGGACUGGGAGAUUGUGGAGCUUACUAAUAAGCUGUUGGAUGCCAAAACCACCGUCAAUAAACUGGAGGAACUAAAUGAGCGAUACCGGCAGGACUGUAACCUGGCAGUGCAGCUGCUAAAGUGCAACAAGUCCCACUUCAGGAACCACAAGUUUGCUGAUCUUCCCUACGAGCUGCAGGACAUGGUCAACAAGCACCUCCACAGCACUCAGGAUCCCCCAGGCCCUGGCCAGGAGGCAACGCACACCCUGGCCCCAUCUGACGUUGUGCCCACCUCAGUCAUUGCCAGAGUCCUGGAGAAGCCCGAGUCAUUGGUGCUGAACUCUGCCAAAUCCAGCAGUGGCAAUUGCCCCGUGGCUGAGGACGUCUUUGUGCAUGUGGACAUGAGUGGAGGAGGUGUGCCUGAUGCCUGCCCCAGCCCAGGCCUGCCUGGGAAGGAGGGAGGAGAGGCUGGAAAGCAGCAGAACGGAGGCUGCAAACCGCAGAGCAGUGUGGAGAGCUUGACAGAGGAGGCACCUGCCUUUGAGAAGUUGAGCCCCUACCCCACACCCUCCCCUCCCCACCCCAUGUACCCAGGGCGCAAGGUGAUUGAAUUCUCAGAGGACAAGGUGAGGAUCCCGAAGAACAGCCCCCUGCCCAACUGCACCUAUGCCACACGGCAGGCCAUCUCCCUGAGCCUGGUACAGAGCGAGGACGAGAGUUGUGACAGGCACCGGACACUCCCCAAUAGCCCUGCCUCUGAGGGGCGCCACUCAGGCUCCAGCUGCUCCUACCAGCCCUCACCCAAAGCGGCACGGGCCCAUGGCUCCUCACAGAGCAGCCCUUUCAGCAGCCCGCCCCAGAUCCCCAGCGCCUUUGCCAGCUCUGCCAGCUCUGAGGAAGACCUCCUGGCCAACUGGCAGCGGAUGUUUGUGGACAGGGCACCCCCCUCCUCGGAGCGGGUGCUGGUGAACCGCACUGCCUUCAGCCGCGACACAGCGCCAGAGCUCCAGAAGCGCUUCAGCCGCUCCAUGCAGGAGCUGGGCAGGGCGGUUUCUGCCUACUCAGAUGGUGAGGAGUCUGCGCAGAGCUGCAGCUGGACUGUGAGCCGGGACUCGAGCGUGGACACUGACAGCACUGAGUCUCGGGCCCGCAGGAGCCACUUCUCUGACUAUGGUAUGGACUUCUCCCAGGACGAGGCCCAGAAGUUGCUCCAGGGCAGUGGAGGAAGCACUGCUGAGCCUAACAGCCCCCCUCCAAAGAGCAAGAGCUAUGUGGACCUGGGCUCGCCUGGGAGCCCAGCAGAGGAAAGGGAAAUCCUGCUCCAAGGGAGCAAAGAGAGCAGCCAUGGGGGCACCCUGGAGGAGAGCGGGGAGUGCAGGGGCAAGCUUCCCUCUGGCCGGCCACACCGCAGCCCCAAAAGGAUGGGGGUCCACCAUCUCCACCGCAAGGACAGCCUGACGCAAGCCCAGGAGCAGGGCAACCUGCUCAACUGAGGCUGGGGAGGAAGCAGCACCCAGGUGCAGUGCUGUAGCUGCCUCCACAGGAAUGGGGGUGUCCAGCACCCUUCAUCCAAGGGUGGGGGUGGAGAGGAUGACCCCAGGCUCAGCACCUAAUACUUUCUAUUUAUUUUGCUUUUGGUACUCAGAGGAGCUGGGAUCCGCCCCUGGCUCCUCACACCCACAGCACCAGAAUACAUGCUCGGGUGUGCAUGUACUAGCACACUGUGCUCUGUGUCUGCUCCUCGUGCUUCAUCUGGGCACUUCACCCUGGUGUGUCGUCCGUGUCCUCCCCCCCGCUCAUUCAUCCCUGUGCCAGUGCCCCUCCUUGCCUUGGCAACAGCAGUCAUGUUCAUCUUCAUUCUGGUGCUCAUUGCAGCUUUACACCAACCUUUCAACUUGUGCCAGUAAGGCAAGAGUUUUGCUUGUUUUCAUCUUGCCCUUGCGAGGCCAUGAGCGGGGCAUUAGGACUCUCCCAGCAGGUGGGUGUUCCCUGCUGCCCAUCCCCCUGGUUCUGUCUGGGAGCAGUGGCUUGUAGGCAUUCUGUUUUUGCUGCCUUGCUUUGCUUCUCCCACCCUGUGUGGAGAGGAUGGGGUGUGGAGAGGGUGGGGUGGUGCUCCUCCUCCCUCUCCAGCAUCUUAAAUUGAGCCCCAUCAGUGGGCUCAUGGAGCCCCACCAUGUGGCUCUUGUGGAGGCAGCACCCUGGGAGAGCCCUCUUCCCCUCUGCCCCGGGCUGGUUCCCUGAGUUGGGGCCCUGCAGUUACCCAGCCAGGCAUGUUGUGAGGGGUGGGUGUGUCCCCAUCUCUGUACAGGCGCACUGACCUGUGCCUCUCAUUUGGAUAGUGCUAACACUCUGCUCUUGGGGGGUCCCGUUUUCUUCCGCCAGACCUCUGGUUUUAAAAUUUGUGGUGUUUCUUGCCCCCAUCCCCACCCCUUUCUCCAUAAAUGAGCAGGGUGGUCAGGAGCCCAUCUGCUGUUGGCAUGGGGGUGUGGUGAGCAAGUCCUGCCAGAGGGGCCCACAGCCUCUGCCCCCCAUUUCCUGAGCUUCCUCCUGCAGAGGAUCUAUGUGGAUCCAAGAAUCAGAUGUUUCCUGCUCCAGGGGAGCAUGGAGCCAAGAAUCAGUGAAGGAGAGCGCUGGGUCUGUGGCACUGCUCUGGGCAGUGCCUCAGUAAGGCCCAGGGUUAUCUGGGAGAGAGGGCGAGGUCUGAGGAGCAGUGCUCAUCACUGCUAGGUGGUACUUUCUGGCCCAGUCGUGGCCUGUUGUAGGGCUCUCUGCCUGGGUGCCCCUCCUGGCUGGGCUCCGGGCUGGCCCCGGUGCCUAUCCAGGACCUUCCUUGUGUGUGUGCGCGUGUGUUGGGGGGUGGAUUGUUUUGUUUUGAUUUUUUCUUUCUGUGUUGUGUGUUGGUCUGGUUUCCCUUCUCAGUGUUGUGUGCUCCAUGUCUCAAGGGCAGGUGGGGGGGGGGACACUGGAUACAGGUCUGUAGUGUUGGUGUCUUUAUUUUGGGGCUGGAACCAUGGUAUCAGUUACUUCCAGGGCACCCCCCCCAAUACUUGAAUCUCCAAUGACAGGUAUUACUCCAUGGGAGCCCCGGGCAGACAGCCCCGCUCCUUCUAUUCUGAACCAGGUGCUGCGGUGGUGUCCUGCCUUCCUCUGUGUUGGCACUUUGCUCUUAGGCUGAAUGGGAAGAGUGCAGGCCCUCUGUGCAGGGAAGAAGCUUCCACUUGCAUGCCAAUACAAAGAUGCAGGUUGCAAUUGUCCAGGGAUCCCGCUCCUGACCUGUAGGCAGUACUCCUCCCUGAGUCCUUCUGUUUGCAGCUCAUGGCAGACAUGGCUUAAGCUACAUCCUGGCUCUCGCCUGGAGGCUCCAGGGCCUGUGAAAGGGAAUUGCUGUCUUCUCUUGUGGGUGUCUGGACCCUUCAGGGGCUGCUUUCUGUGUGGGUCAUCUUUGGGCAGUGGUUGUAGCUGCUGUCUGUGUACUUGGCUUGUUCCUUGCCACUGAGCUCAGUGUGGAAGUACUGCUUGCUAGUGUCAAUGUGGGACUCAGUGGGACUUGCUAACAGAUCAAUGUUGAUGGCGGGAGCCUCUGCUUAGCCUGCAACGUGCUAUUCCUCAGUGCCCUGGAGAUGGGGCUGCCCUGCCUUGCUUGACUCCUCCAUUGCUGCAUUCUUUUUCUCCCGUGUUCUCCAUGCCUCGAGCAAAAGCUGCAGGGUCCAUGCUGCUGCUGCUGCCUCCUGGUCCCAAGGGCUCUCCUGAUGAUCAGGCACCGGGGCCCAGACUUGCUCCCAUGUGAAAGCAGCUUGCUAACUCCCAAAUUUCCUAGGCUGCUUGGUGGCUCCCCACUGAGCUGCGAGUUCAUGCUGGGAGCAACAGUGGUGCUGUUGGCACAGACCUGGCCUUGGCUGUCUGUUCCUUGUCACUUGAGCCAGUUAUUGUAGGGGGACCCAGUGACAGCCGUCAUAGUGAGAGCAGCUUCCACUCACGGCUUCAGCUGGGGGUGUGUGGCUCCCCUGCAAGGGCCGUGCUUAAAGCCACCUGGUUGCUGGAGCAGGUAGAGAGGGCCAGUGUCAGGCAAAGCUCAUCGCCCUUCUGCCUUUGAUCACAGGAGACUGGCAGCAAAGUGGGGAGGGGGUGAAGAGGGGCAAAGGGAGUGCCCCUGACCUCCAGCUGCUCCCUGCUCAUCCUGCAGUGCCAUCUUCUGAAUCCGACUGGGCAAGAGCAGAGCACGGAGCCAGGAGUGGAAGAGCAGCCUGCUCCCAGGCCCCUCCCAUGGGACAGCAUGCGUUGCCCUUGGCACUCCUACUCAUCUUGGGCAGUAUUGACUCUGGGGGCCUAGAGUAGCUCCUGCUCUUCAGCCCCCAACUCCAGACUGUUAAUCUGCAACUAACAUGUUCUCGCUCUCUUUUUUCUGAGAUUUUCAAACUGAUGUAUAUUUUAAGACCAGAAAUAAACUAUUUUAAAAGUAGGCCUUGGCUGUGGUGUGCUGGGCACUCUCCAUGCUGACGGCAAGCCAAGAUCUGGGGAAUGUCUUGCUUACUGGCUUGCGGAGUGUCCUCUGUUCUGUUGUUGUGCAGGGGUGCUUACCCACUUCCUGCUCUUCAAGGGGUAAAGCAACCAGGCGACUCUGCUUUCUAGGGUGCCCUCUGCUAUUUCUUUCCCCAGCAUCAUGGAGCAGGGGGAGGGGUUGGGUCCCAUGCUGGAACCCUGCUGGGCAGGGCCAAGGGUGACCUGGCACAGAGUGUGCAUCCUGACUGGUGGGGGGGGAAGCCGCCAGCCUACGCCUGCUCAGGAAGAUGCAUGUACUGGGCCAAGAAGUGCCCCUUGCACCUGGUUGGAGCCAGCAGUGGGUGAUGGUUUCGACGUCUGGUCCAGAGAGUGGAAAAUGAUAGUGUUUGUUCAAGACCACUCUCAUAAGAGUACAGUCUGCUCUUUGUUGACCGGGGCAGGACUGUCCUGUGAAAGGAGUUCCCAGAGGUACCUGGCUACCUGCCCAGCAGUUACCAGUAUUACUGUUCCCACUGGUAUUGACGUGUUGUCUGACUUGAACCAGUAUGCCUUUUAAAUAUUAGGGGGUUAAUUUGUGUAGCCCAAAAGACAUUGUCUGAAGAGCCUUAUUUCCUGUUCUGGAAGACAGGGCCAUGAUGUUUAGGGACCUGCCUUACCAGUCAGGGUCCAUCUGCUAAUGCCUCCUGGUAACUACUGUUUGCGUGCACCCAAGAGAAAGGCCAAGGGCUGAGGGAAGAAAGGGUUUCUGACUCUGGCUAGCGGCUGGGCUGGGCUGGGCUGGGCUGGUGCUGCUGGGACCCAGAGGUUCCAACCUUCAGGUUCCAGUGUUCCCCCACCUGCUUCUUGGGGCUGAAUCUGGUGUUUCCCCUUCUUUGAGGAUUUAUUUAGUGGCUCUCUUAGCUCCAGCUCUUGGAGUCAUGUGAUCAUAUGAGAUGGGCAGGUUUCUUAACCUUGUAGAGAAGCUGGAAAAUGCCCCCAAGCAGUCUCUGCUGUGCAGUCCUAAAGGGGCACAAGGCAAAGGAAAGCAUCUCCUGUGUUCAGCUUGCUGAGGCUUUUGACUUUUAUUUAUCUGCCCGUGUGGGGAUGGGAGAGGAUGGAGGGGUGGCUGCUUUGUGCGGUUUGGGUGCUUUAGCAUUAGUGGUACUGCAAGCCCCAAAGAAAGAGGUCCCUUUGAUCUGAAGUGGAAUAAGGGCUGAGGUUGCCUUGAGAAUCUUGGGAGGCUCCUGGCCAAGAGCUGAAUGCCCAGCCUCUCCAUAGCGUUGCAGGCUGUGCAGGAGCUGCCUACAUUGCUGGAUACUCCAGGUCAGCUCCCUGGGGAAAGGUGCCCCCUGGCACUUCCUGUGGGCAGAUGCGUGUGGGGUUUUCCCUCUUGGGUUGCAGCUCUGGCUCCCUUUGUCCCUAUAAUUAAUGAUUUUAUUCUGUGCUCCCUGGAGCAGCAGCUGCUGCUGCAGUUUAAUCCCCCGGCCUAAUCCCAGCCUUGAAACAUAAUCUCCCCCCUGCCUAGCUCCAACAAGGUGCAAGGGGCACUUGGUUCAGCAUGUGCAUCCUGCUGGACAGGCACAGGCUGAAGCAUGCUCUGGACCAAGAUACCCUUGGUUCUGCCCAGUAAGAGCCCUAUCCCUCCUCCCUACUCCACAGUGCUGGGGAAGAGGUGAAGCGGAAGCAGCUGGGCCCUGCUGGGAGGGAAGCAUGA
Molecule: messenger RNA, 8427 nt
Organism: Alligator sinensis (Chinese alligator)
Lineage: Eukaryota; Metazoa; Chordata; Crocodylia; Alligatoridae
Gene: TJAP1
Product: tight junction associated protein 1
Exons: 13
Coding region: 1808-3727 (639 amino acids)
Biological process (GO): Golgi organization
Cellular component (GO): trans-Golgi network
Source: RefSeq, a predicted model, not a curated record